UUUAAACCCUAAUAUUUUUCAAAUGAAUCAUUAUUUGGAAUUCGUAGAUUUGAGUUACAAUCAUUUGCAUCACAUUCACGGACUGUUUUGCAAUUUACCGUCGCUUACGGAAAUAUUCUUAAAUCACAAUAACAUUUUAGAUGUGCCAAUGGACUCUUUUCUUAAUUCUAAUAAAAUUAAAUUAAUACACUUAGAUAAGAACUGUAUAAGUUAUAUACAUGGUGAGAGCUUUAGUCAUUUAGAAAAUCUAGUUAAAAUUCAUUUAGAGUUUAAUUAUUUACAUCAAGUGCCACAUAAUAUUUUUAUAAAUAAUAGGAAUAUAAUAAAAAUAAGACUAGACAAUAAUAUGUUUUCAGAGAUUAACAACCACACUUUAGGAUCUUUAAUUAAUGUUAACGAAAUUAGAUUUAAUAAUAACAAAUUAAAAUUUAUUUCCAAAUAUUCUUUUGCCAAUUCCGCUAAAGUAGAAGAAAUUCAUUUGGACCACAAUGAAAUCACUUUUAUUGAGUCAGGAGCAUUCACAGAAAUGAGAGAUUUAAAAUACCUUAGUCUGCAUAAUAAUUACCUCAUAAAUUUAAACGAUGUUUUGCCCAAAUCGAGCUCCAACUUACUCACGCUGCACCUUGAGUUCAAUUCAUUAUCUCUCAUAAGUAAUUUUAUGUUUCAAUCGCAGAAUAAUUUGAAUUAUUUUAGUUUGAGAUAUAAUCACAUAAAAUUUGUUACAAAAAAUACCUUUCGCAAUUUGAAUUUCAUCACUCGUCUUGAACUCGACAACAAUGAAAUCUCAAUCAUUGAAGAUUUUUCAUUACAACAUUUAAAUUCAACAAGAUCUUUGGAGUUACAAAAUAACUUCAUUCGAAAUAUAACGAAUUAUACAUUUUUCGGUUUAAGUGAAUUAGAAGACUUGGAUGUUUCAUAUAAUGCAAUAACUUUUAUUUACGACAUGGCUUUUGAAACGCUUAAAAAGCUAAGAAGCUUAAAUCUCUCAUUUAAUCCACUCAGAGUGCUUCAUAAAAAUAUGUUUCAGCAAAGUUUACCACUCAGCUCUCUGUAUGUUGAUAAUUGCGAAGUAGAGCACAUCGAAAAUGACACAUUCUUCGGACUAAACAAUUUAAAAACACUUUCACUCAAAAAUAACUCUCUUAAAUCAGUUGAUUUGGCAUCUAUCAAUGUCCCCGGAUUAAAACAUUUAUCACUGUCUUUCAACGUCCUUGACUCUUUGCCUGCAGAUUCGUUCUCCCAACUCCCGCUUUUAGAAGUAUUAUAUCUUGAGCACUGUAAUAUAGAACACAUUUUUGAGGGUACGUUCAAGUAUAAUAGAAAUUUGUUGAGACUGAAUUUAGCGCAGAACAUUAUUAGUACAAUACCUUCAAAUUUAUUAGUUGCAGGAAAUUCCAUGUCUGAGUUCAACAUUAGCAAUAACUUUUUAGAUUAUAUGCCAUACGAUGCUUUUUACGACUUUACUGAAGUCGAGACGUUAGACGUCGCAGAUAAUUUGUUACCAAAAAUAGAACUCACCGGUUUAGAAAAGUUAAUUAAGUUAAAAUAUUUGACACUAAGAAAGAAUGAAAUAAAAUCUAUAAUAGUGAGAAAGAAAUUAGAAUUCAACGAAUUAAUAUCGUUCGACAUAAGUUAUAAUAGAUUAGAAAAUUUACCUGUAGUUAUAUUUGAUAUCUUUCCAAACAUUCUCUACGUAAAUGUUUCAAAUAAUGACAUAGUGCAUUUUGAUUUCUUAUUAUCUUAUAAGAGAGUAGGUAUUUCGUUAAUGAAUGUUGAUAUCAGUAAGAAUCCCACCGUGUCUUGGACCAUGUCAAAUAGGAUAGACAAUAAUUCACUAGUAGCAAACUUAUAUGAAUUACACAUUUGUGCCACAAACAUGACAAAUGUUGAUGAUAUCACAUUCGAACUCUUCACCAAUCUCCGUCACCUUUAUCUCAAAUUUAACAAAAUCCGGCGUUUGCCUAUAAGUCCAUUCUUGACAUUAAUUUUUUUGGAGAAUUUAGACCUCAGUUAUAACAGAAUUUCUCAACUUAAGACAAGUAAUUUUCGAGGUUUAACCAAACUAAGAACGUUAUGCUUAUCAAAUAAUAAUAUUGAGUCAAUGGAAUCUUUUGCCGACGAGUUGAACGAUCUGAAACUUUUGGAUCUCUCUUAUAACAAGUUGCAAAAUAUACUGAAUGAAGAUCUAAUCCAUCUCAGAGAACUUACCGUUUUGAAUUUAAGUCAUAACUACAUAAAAUAUAUAUCAGUUACCGCAUUCCGCAAUUUAAACAAAAUAAUCCAAAUUGAUUUGGAUCACAACAAACUUCAGUCAAUUCCUUUGGAACUUUUGGCUUCUGUAGAAAAUCAUAUUCAAGAAAUAUCCGUUAAAGAUAACAUUAUUCUAUGCAGUUGCCAAAAAGAUAAUACUUGGGUUUGGAUACAAGAUCACCCUAAAAUUAUAAAACCAAAUGCAGUAACCUGCCUCAAUAAUGAAUAUCCUAAGGAAAAAUGUGAUAUUCCCGUUAUAUCUCAGCUGUCUGUAGAUAAGCAUAAAGACAAUUCAGUUUCAGUUUCAUGGUUCAUAAGAAAUCGCACUGCAAUAAAAGCCUUGCAAAUACUUUAUUACGGAGAAGAUGUUAAUUCUGAUGUCAAUACAAUAUAUUUAGAAAAGAAUGAAGUUUCUACACGCAUUACCGAUUUGGAAAGAAAUAUGAAUUACGUUGUUUGUAUAAUUACGUUAGCCGAAGAUCCUAUUGAAUACGAAGAGGAAGAAACUUUAGAAAACAAUAGAACAGCUAUUAUUGUUGAUCAAAUUAACGUUACAGCUACAAUAAGCCAAGAUAUCGCUGCAACUAUAUUAAUGCGAUCACCGUCAAGCGAAUGCAUUUCGUUUAACACGUUUGAAAACAAGCUUAUUACAAAAUUACCAGCGAAAAAUAAAGUAGGAUUGGCUUCAGUGCUAAACCGUCGAUUAGGGUUAAUUGUUGGUUGCACUUUAGGUUUUAUUGUGUUCUUUAUUAUGGUCUCUGUUUUGCUGUAUACUAAAAUUAAAGAACGAAAAAGGAUAGCAAAAUCUGAUCCAGCAUGGUCGGAAAUGAAUGAUUACCAUUCUGUUGCUAGUAAAGAUGAAAUUUUACAAAAUUCCACUUCAGCUUCGACAGACAAUAUUUUAUUAGGAAUGGCAAAAAAUCGUAAACUCUCCUUAGAACAUUUGAAUUAGAAUAGAUAGAAAUUAGGCACUAAAUGAAAAUGUGAAUAAAUUGAUUCUAAAUUUUGAAAUAGGUAAAUAGUUUUAAAGGUUAAAUAAUAAAGUAAUAGUUGCUUUAAUUUUUAGGGCGAUUGGCUUAUGAUAGGUAUUUAGGCAGUAGCGAGUAGAAAAUAUUUGCCUUGUAUGUAGUUACCGUAUUCCGAAAUAAAUACGUUAAUUUUUUAUUAUUAUUUUAGUGUAGAAAAAAGAUUUAAUAAAUUGUUGGCAUGGUUAAUCUUGUUUGAUGUUAUCAUUGCCGCAUUAUUAAUAUAAUAAAUGGUAAUUCAUUGCACUUUAUCAAAUAUUUAACAAAGAUAACGGAACAUAGCCUUUUUCAUUUGGCAUUACUUUAAGGAAAUGGGAAACGAGGUUAAUAAAGUUCUUUAAAAACAUUUUUUGUGUACUUAAGGAACUUUUUUUCCUUAUAACUGUCUCGAUUAUCAAGACUCAUUGAAAGAAACAAACUCCGUCUUUGAAGUUUGUGUUGGGGCUAUAAUACUUAGAAAAGCAAAUUAAUUUAAGUGAGUGGUUGGUUUGAGGUACUGUAAAAAUCAU
Messenger RNA from Manduca sexta (tobacco hornworm), 3784 nucleotides. Its product is annotated as protein artichoke. The transcript is spliced from 3 exons. NCBI's taxonomy places the organism in Eukaryota, Metazoa, Arthropoda, Insecta, Lepidoptera, Sphingidae. Bases 23 to 3202 code for a protein of 1059 amino acids. Gene Ontology annotation, molecular function: protein binding. The record is from RefSeq and is a predicted model, not a curated record. Gene Ontology annotation, cellular component: plasma membrane.